This is a messenger RNA of Cantharellus anzutake, 933 nucleotides long. RefSeq names its product 60S ribosomal protein L16. Gene Ontology annotation, cellular component: cytosolic large ribosomal subunit; ribosome. Gene Ontology annotation, biological process: negative regulation of translation; translation. Gene Ontology annotation, molecular function: mRNA binding; structural constituent of ribosome. The transcript has 5 exons. NCBI's taxonomy places the organism in Eukaryota, Fungi, Basidiomycota, Agaricomycetes, Cantharellales, Hydnaceae. The record is from RefSeq and is a predicted model, not a curated record. Bases 66 to 668 code for a protein of 200 amino acids.
AAUUCCCGGUGGCACUGCCACAACUGCAUAGCGAUUGUAUCCUCUAGUUGCUAACCUCCCUUGCGAUGGCCACGUUUUCCUCGCACCCAGUCAUCAUCGACGGCAAAGGCCAUUUGUUAGGCCGGUUGGCAUCCGUUGUGGCCAAGCAGAUCAUUUCCGGUCAAAAGAUCAUUGUUGUUCGAUGUGAAGAGAUUAAUAUUAGUGGAAGCUUCUUCCGUAAUAAGCUGAAAUUCCACCGCUACUUGAACAAACGCCAUCUUGUCAAUCCUAAGAAAUCCGGUCCUUUCCACCACCGUGCGCCAUCACGGAUUUUCUUCAAAGCUGUUCGUGGGAUGAUACCUCACAAGACUGGUCGUGGAAGUGCCGCGUUGGCCCGGUUGAAGCUCUUUGAGGGUGUUCCUCAACCAUAUGACCGCAAGAAGAGAAUGGUCGUUCCAGAGGCCUUGAGGGUCUUAAGGCUAAAGCCUGGUCGCAAAUACUGCACUAUUAAGCGUCUGUCGCAUGAAGUCGGCUGGGGUUACAAGGACGUCGUUGAACGUCUCGAAGAGAAGAGAAAGCUUAAGGCGCAGGCAUUCUACGAACACAGGCUCGCUGCCAUCAAGCAGCGUGGAAAGGCUGUUCGAGAGGCUAACCCAUCUUUCCCUCAACUCACCGCCCUUGGAUACUAGAUGCUCCAUAAUCGAACCAUUCACCCUGAAGCGUGAUAAUAAACUUUUUCACGACCUCCCUUGCUUCCCCUGAAUCAUCCGCUGAUUAUGGCAUCACAUGCGUUUUCUUCACCUUAUACGGGCAUUCUCUUUCUGCCUCGCACGUAUUUGUAUGUAAGACAAUAUAUGCCAUGCUCCUGGUGAUACCGCCUUGCGUGACUUCUGAGGUGUAAUUGGCCGGUCUCACUCAAACUGCCUGUAAUACGAUUAUUUCAACCCAAAAUAU